This is a messenger RNA of Colletotrichum phormii, 1510 nucleotides long. Its product is annotated as phosphatidylinositol N-acetylglucosaminyltransferase subunit C. Bases 103 to 1386 code for a protein of 427 amino acids. Gene Ontology annotation, biological process: GPI anchor biosynthetic process. The transcript has a single exon. NCBI's taxonomy places the organism in Eukaryota, Fungi, Ascomycota, Sordariomycetes, Glomerellales, Glomerellaceae. Gene Ontology annotation, cellular component: glycosylphosphatidylinositol-N-acetylglucosaminyltransferase (GPI-GnT) complex; membrane. The record is from RefSeq and is a predicted model, not a curated record.
GCCCGCGCACGCCUCCGUCAUAAUGCCGCCGCCGCUGUCGGCGCCGCGGGAAGCCACCGCUCCCGCUCACGCCGGAGUCGCAAGCGGACGUGGAAGAAGCUCAUGUGGGUGAAGCAGAGCUACCCGGACAACUACACGGACCAAAAUACCUUUCUCGAGAGCCUCCAGCGUAACCCGCGUCUGCAGCCCUACGACUUUUGGCCCCUCGUCGCCGAUUCGACGGUCAUUGUCCAGCACGUCUGCUCCGUCAUCCUCUUCAUCGUUUGUUUCGUCCUCAUAUCCCAGGAGCGCGUGUCGCCCGUGUCCAUUGUUUCGUUUAGCAGCAUGGCUACGUUCCUGGGGUGGCUGCUGUGGGAGCGGUGGGAGGCCGACGAGGAGCGGAAGGAGCUAGGUCUGGCGGGCGGGAGCAGUAGCAGCGCGACGGCUGCGGGUCGGAGGUUGGAGCCGAGUCGUAGGACGGGGAGCAUGAGGCAGCGGAGCCCGCCUCUGCACGAUGAUGGUACCGCCGCGGCGGCUUCGUCUACGGCCACGACAGCCACGAGCUCGGCAACGAAUCUCUCUAGCACCGCUGGCGCUGAGCGGCCUCGCCUGGCGCGGCACUCGCACUCCGCCUCCGCGAGCUCCCUCAUCUCUUCUACCUCAGCGACCUCGCAGUCCGUCUACCGCCGCCAUAGCCAAGAAGUCAACAGCACCCUCCCCCUCCCCCUCCCGCGCCGCUCCUCCUUCCCCUUACCAGGCGACGACAACAGCCGCCUCAACCAGCGUCUCAGCACAGUCAAGAGCGCCAUCCUCAUCUACUCCACCCUCCUAGGCCUCUCCCCCAUCCUCAAGUCCCUCACAAAGUCCACGUCGAGCGACAGUAUCUGGGCCAUGUCCUUCUGGCUCCUGACCAUCAACAUCUUCUUCUUCGACUACUCGGGCGGCGUCCGCGUCACCAUCCCCGCCUCGCUGUCGACCAACGCGGCGCUCAUGGCCUCGACGGUGCUCGCUUCGCGGCUGCCUUCUACGGGCCAGGUCUUUAGUCUCACGCUGUUUAGUAUUGAGGUUUUUGGGCUGUUCCCCGUGUUUCGGCGGUAUGCGAGGCAUCGGAGCUGGGGGUAUCACUACGCCAUGACGGUGUUUCUUGUUUUGGGGGCGGGUGCUGGUGUCGGGGUGAUUGUGGGUGAUAAUGGUACUUGUGCCGCUGGCGUUGACGUUGGGAUGUCCUGCUGGCCUUGGAAGGGCGCCGUGGCGGGCAUGGUUGUCAGCGUGCUCAUCUCUGCGAUUGCGAUGGGCGGGUGUAGUUGGUGGCUGAUUGGGUUGCAAAAGUACAAGAAUGAGAUUUAUGGGCCGUGGGAUCCGGCGAGGCCUAUUAUUAUGAGUCGACGGCUUUGGGAUGAUGGGUAGAUUAUGAGUAGAUAGGAAGAUGAGAGUUAAUGCGAUGAGAGAUGUUUACAAGUGAAGCAAGGAAUGCGGAGUGGUGACUUUUGUUAUUUAUGUUGGCCUGGCUUGACUAAUCAUGUGUACUGGA